GACAAUCGUUUCUGUCAAUAAGGCGGCGAUCAUGCAAGCAGAAAACUGAAGAGAGGAGAGCACAACAAACUGUUCAAGUUGAAUGACAACACCGAAAACGAGUUUCCUGAUAUUGUUGCUCAGCAUAUCCAGCUCAGUCGAUUUCGAAACUAUUGAAAUGAUUCUUGAGUUUUGUUUGUGACUCUUGUUCUUGACUUAAAGUAACCUGACUUUUAAAGAUGGCCCACAUGAAGAUCGUCGUUUAUUCUAACAAUUGUUUGUGGGAACAACUAAUCGUCGGUUAUGAUACGAUUGUGAACAAAGUGACAGAAAUGAAGAGACGAGAGGACUUUGGUGAUGGUGACAAUGACAUAGGAGGUUUUGAAAUAGUAAGUCACCGAGACCUGGUGAUUCAGUCAGAUGGAGAUCAAGUUGCCAAAAAGCAUCGAACAAAAUUUUCUCUCUCCUUGAAUUCUCUAAUAUUUUCAUAUUUUGUAAAAGUACUCCAAUGCUCAGGGCAAUUCCGAAUUUGUGUUCUUGAUUAUUGGUUAAAUAAAAUGAAAUAUCACAUUCCAAAUUGCAAAAAUUUAACAUUGAAAGUCACUUUAGUAGAACCUCCUAAUCAAGUUUUAGACUACAAUUGGUGUCAUCGAAUCAAUUAUAUGGUCAUGGAACGCAGUGAGCUGGAUAACGCCAUGUCAUGGCUUUCAACUCUUGGUGGUGCUUAUUCUGCUCUUGGUGAUCAUUUUAGUCAUUGUGCUGAAAUGGCGGGAAGAAUAUCUAUUCGCCAGUUUCAACUUGCUCUGCGGCUUGGUGAUCCAAGUACUGUGGCACGCUGCAAAUUAUACAUUGCUCUUAGCUUAAUUCAAAACUACAGAUUCAAACCAGCACAACAUAUAAUAGAGACACAGUAUCAUUUGGCUAUGGAUUCGGCAAGUCCCGAUACUCGACUUAUUAGAAUGUGUCGUGGUAUAUGGAGCAAACUUCGCUAUGAGCGUUCACAAUACCUCAAGAGGACUAAAGUCUGAACUUACAUUAUAGGCAGCAGCAACCCAUCUGUCCAACUAGACCAUUCAUUUCUGAUGUGUUAUGUUAUGUUGAAAUUGUUGAGUAAAUGAAUUGUAGAAGUACACUGAGAAUAAUGAGUAUGUGAUAAUUAUAUUGUUUUUAUUCA
Molecule: messenger RNA, 1153 nt
Organism: Thrips palmi
Lineage: Eukaryota; Metazoa; Arthropoda; Insecta; Thysanoptera; Thripidae
Exons: 3
Coding region: 219-1007 (262 amino acids)
Source: RefSeq, a predicted model, not a curated record